Molecule: messenger RNA, 1497 nt
Organism: Sphenostylis stenocarpa
Lineage: Eukaryota; Viridiplantae; Streptophyta; Magnoliopsida; Fabales; Fabaceae
Source: the annotation of a GenBank genome assembly
AUGGUUUUGCUGGCCAUGUCGGCCGGGGAGAAUAUGAGGAAUGGGGAGUCCCACAUGCAGACAUGUGAGCUGCACAAGGGAUGGUCAGCAUCAUCAAGAUUCCCACUUCAUUUUGGGAACAUCCAUAGGGAGCUAGCCUAUACAUAUACUGACUGUGUUCUCCACCUCUUUCUCCUAAAGCUUGAAGACAUAGCAGUAAAAGUCACCCUGAGAUCCAACAAACAAUGGAGGAGGAAGCAGUGGUGGAAGAAAAGAGGGUUAGUUAAAAGCAGGAGGAGUUGGAGGCACAAGAGAGAAGAGUUGGUCGAGAUCAGGAGGGUGGAAGUAGCCAUUCUUGGGCGGCUCUCUUUUCCUCCCAAAGGAAAAAGGCUUCUUCUUCGGGGGCGGCGGGGGUGCCAACGCCGUGGGUAUGCGGCACUCCCACCGCUUGGGCGUGGAACAACGGCCACUGGUAUCACCAUUCAUGAUGAAAUUACAAUUUUACACCUUAACCACACAAUCACCACUGUUCGCGUCACAGUCUCACAAUCGCUUUCGUUUAAAGCCAUUCUAUUUAUUUCUCUUCUCUUCUCUACUGUAUCUCUCUCUGCUUUGUUGCUUCUUGUUAUGACAGUUUGUAACACAUUGAGUCUGACAGAGUCUGAAAUGGAAAACGGGGAUCAGUUCCAGGAGAUUUCUCAGGCGAAAUACUAUUGUCUUUUAUUUGAUCUUGAUGAUACCCUCUAUCCCUUGAGUUCUGGAUUGGCUGAACAAGUGACGAAGAACAUCCAGGAGUACAUGAUUCAAAAGCUUGGGAUAAUAGAGGAUAAAGUUCCUGAGUUGUGCUUUUCCUUAUAUAAGACUUAUGGUACAACCAUGGCUGGUCUCAAGGCUAUUGGCUAUGACUUUGACUAUGAUGACUUUCAUGGCUUUGUUCAUGGGAGACUUCCAUAUGAUAUGCUGAAACCUGAUCCUGUUCUGAGGGGAAUUUUGCUAAGCUUGCCUGUUAGGAAAAUUAUUUUUACAAACUCAGACAAGACCCAUGCUAGUAGAGUGCUUCACAGGCUUGGAUUGGAGGAUUGCUUUGAAAGAGUUAUAAGCUUUGAGACCCUCAAUUCCUCCAAUGAAGAUGGCAGUGAAUAUAAACCAAGUUCCACAGGAAUAUUUGAUUUUUAUGAGUACAUUCACAGGCCUGAUUCUGAUGUAGUGCUUCCUAGGACCCCGGUUGUAUGCAAACCCUUUCAAGAUGCAUUUGAAAAGGUUUUCAAUAUGGCAGAUAUAGACCCUCAAAGAACAUUAUUCUUUGAUGACAGUCUCCGCAAUUUACAAACGGGCAACUCCUUGGGCCUCCACACGGUCUUGGUGGGCACUUCUGUUAGAACUACUGGAGUGGAUCAUGCCCUAGAGAGUAUCCAUAAUAUGAAGGAGGCUUUUCCAGAACUGUGGGAAGGCCAUGAAAAGCCUGAAAGUGUGGAGUGCUCUAGAAAGGUUUCAAUUGAGACAUCAGUAGUAGCUUAA